Molecule: messenger RNA, 837 nt
Organism: Camarhynchus parvulus
Lineage: Eukaryota; Metazoa; Chordata; Aves; Passeriformes; Thraupidae
Gene: LRRC10
Product: leucine rich repeat containing 10
Exons: 1
Coding region: 1-837 (278 amino acids)
Molecular function (GO): protein binding
Source: RefSeq, a predicted model, not a curated record
AUGGGCAACAGUCUGAAAGCCAUACUUGCUUUUGUGCCCUCUAACAAGUGCCAGAAGUACCUCCUAGAAGACCUAGAAGAGAUGCCAGUGGAUAAAAUGGUUGAUCUGAGUGGCAGACAGAUGAGGCGGCUGCCUGUGCACAUCUGCUCUUUUAGGGAAUUGGUUAAGCUGUACCUGAGUGACAACAACCUGAACCACCUGCCCCCCGAGCUGGAGCAGCUGCAAAACCUGCAGAUCUUGGCACUGGACUUCAACAACUUCAAAGCACUGCCCCUAGUUGUGUGCACGCUGAAGCAGCUGUGCAUCCUCUACCUGGGCAACAACAAGCUCUGCAGCCUGCCCCUGGAGCUCCAACUCCUGCAGAACCUGAAGACCCUGUGGAUUGAGUCCAACUGCCUGCAGUACCUGCCUGAGGUGGUGUGUGAGCUCAGCCUGCUCAAGACGCUGCACGCGGGCUCCAAUGCGUUGCGCAGCCUCCCUCGGCAGCUGCAGGGCCUGAAGGAGCUGCGCACCAUCUGGCUCUCAGGGAACCUGCUCUCCGAGUUCCCGCCCGUGCUCCUGGACAUGCCCUUCCUCGAGGUCAUCGACGUGGAUCGCAAUUCCAUCCGCUUCUUCCCCAGCCUCGCUCACCUGCCCGGCCUGAAGCUGGUGAUCUACGACCACAACCCCUGCAGGAAUGCGCCCAAAGUGGCCAAAGGGGUGCGCAGGGUGGGCAGAUGGUCAGAGGAGACUCCCGAGCCCCGUAAGCGAUCUGGGGCAGUGAUAGAUAUCACACUGGACGAGAAACCAUUGCUACCUCCUGCCGCCAAGGCCGAGCCAGACGCCGAGCCCUGCUGA